UCGAAAUGGAAUGACUCUUUUUUGCCGCCAUUAUUCUGAGUUCCGCCGACAAGAGAACAGCCCGCUAUCUGCACGCUACCAGCAAAAUUGCGAUUAUUAUAAUUAAAUUGCAGUAAAGGUUGCGUGUAGACGAAACGGGAUUGUCCAACAUGGCCACAAAGAAGAAGCGUUCUCCGAGCACAGGGACUGACACAUGGGUCGUUAUUGCUGCAGACUCUGCAGUAAGUACAUCAAAGACGGAUAGCAGAGACCCAGUCUUAGUCCGGUUAAAAAAUCCUUCUACAGGUCUGGUAUCGCUCUACAUGUUUGCGGGUGGUGACGCCCGUGUGUUUGAGAUGAAGGCCUUUAAGGAAGACCACCACUCCUGGUUCAUCGGCCAGACAGUACACAGAGAUGGAAGACUUUUGUACGUCACUCCGGUGGAUCCCCUUUACCUUGUAUUGCCCUACUUGAUAAAAGCAGGAAAAGAGGGAAAAUUUCAACCUGUGCAGCAAAUGGUCAUGGAUGAAGAUUUCCCAGCCUGCACCAGGCUAUUGAAUUGUUUGGGGGAACAUGCCUCACUUGCCCAUAUUGCCGAGGAGAAAGAAGUUGGAAAUCAGAAGUUCCACAGAUACAGCCAGGAGAAGACAAUGGAGUGGUUAAAGAAAAAGGUGGAUAAGAUUGUGAAGGUUCUUAAGAACAGUGACAUUUCAGUUGGUGGGGGCGUGAAAUCCACAACUUACAUCAGAGUGAAGAAGGAAUCCGAUGUUCUGGACGAAGAGUAUCUACGAUAUGCCCAUGGAUUAAUAUCCGAGUAUCUGAGUGAGGACCUGAGCAGGGACCUCCAGAAGCAUUUACAGUUACCUGAUGUUUCAAGUCCUAAAAAGGCAGAACCUCCAAAUAAGAAGCGGAAACUGUCUGACAAGCCUGUUGAGGCAGCGGAAGACUACACCAAGUUCAACAGUGGAGACUUUGCUAGAAAACCCCCAAAGAAGAUGACAGCCGUGCAGAAAUCUCUGGCCAAAGUGGACAAGACCGGGAUGAAGACCAUGUCGUGUUUCUUCAGCCCGAAACCCAAGGCCGAGGGCAAAUGAGUGUGAAGUGUUCAAAUGUAUAUGAUCUUUUUGCUAAUAAAAGUGUAAUGUGUAAUCCA
Brienomyrus brachyistius is the source of this 1132-nucleotide messenger RNA. It is a transcript of the gene rnaseh2b, whose product is annotated as ribonuclease H2, subunit B. The transcript is spliced from 11 exons. The record is from RefSeq and is a predicted model, not a curated record. Bases 150 to 1073 code for a protein of 307 amino acids. NCBI's taxonomy places the organism in Eukaryota, Metazoa, Chordata, Actinopteri, Osteoglossiformes, Mormyridae. Gene Ontology annotation, biological process: RNA catabolic process; ribonucleotide metabolic process. Gene Ontology annotation, cellular component: ribonuclease H2 complex; nucleoplasm.